UAAGAAUCUUGCGAUUCAGAUUUGUUGAGCAACCAGUGCCGGAUAUUACUAAGUAUCCAUAAGUAUUUCGCUGAUAUCAUUUCGCCGGCAGGCGAAAUAUUUUCCGAAAUAUAUAAUCGUUUGUUACCUGGCAAGAUACUGCCGAUUAACAAAAAUGUCACAGCCACAGCUUUAAAACAGCUAUCCAUAUUUGUCACGAUUCUGUCAAAGAAGGAUCGGCAUUUGUUUAACUUAAUGAUCUAUAUCGACUGUCUAGAGCAUAUCGAACUUCCAACUGCAAGAUGAAGAAACCGUUGUUAGCCGGACUUUGCGUCAUUGUUGUGGGGCAGUUAUUCCACUGCAGUUCUGGCGAUGAGAAAGCCCAAAUGGACCCUUUUGAGUUCUCCGUGCCAUUUCCACAGUUUUCCACGGAACCAAUGACCCGGGAUCAGUGCGCGCUACAGUUCACUGCCAACUGCGGCUGGAAUGGGUAUAACAUCGAUAAUUACAUUGACAACUGCACCCUGGACCAAGGUUUAUAUUUAUUGUGCAAACCUGAAGUCGACGCACAAGAGCUCCAACAGUUAGCCAAUGCUUUAUCUAAACCGCCGAUUAAAGCGGUUUCCAUUGGUUUAUUCGACGGAGAUUACGUCAGCUUUGCUAAUCUUUCUCCUGUGCGCAAGCAAACUAUUAUCUUUGGCUUGUACAACUGCAUCACCCCACGUUCCACAAAGAAAUUGGCGCAUUUACGCAUGCCGAGUUUGCUACACUUCAUGGCGGCCCACUGCACCAAUUUAGACGUGCGACGAGCGGAUUUCUGGCAGUCCAGCAAACUGCGACUGAUUGAGUUCCGUAACACGACGCUACAGUUUCUGGAAGUGGAUACCUUCACCGAUCUUCCGGCGUUGCGAUUGCUGUCACUAGAAAGCGGUUUCAGUGAAAUGGAGGCUUUUGAUGAUCGAGUCCGGGAUUACCUGGCGCGACUGCAUUGCGGUUGCGAGUACGAAUGGUUCCGAGACUGGUGGCAAGUGAACGGACUAUUGCGUCAGGCUGCGGAAGGAGAAAUAUAUCACACAUCUUUUAGUUUAUGGGAUAAUUUCGGUUUUGCUAAAGAAAAAGUUUUCUUGCCGGUUGACUGCGCCACGAAGCCGUUCCAUACUGGAUUCAACACUAUGGACAACUCACAACCGAUUUUUUCAGCCAAUGAGGAGCGGUAUCCAGACAAGUGGCAUCCCGGAUGCAAGAAUAGCAGCGCGGCACAGGAAAAAUUCCCUGUAAUGGGAACCGUAGAGGCGACAAUCGAAGAGUGCCAUUUACAAUUCGCCAUCGGCUGCUUGCCGCUAAAUGCUGCAAUAUACGGCUGCCAAUCUUGGUAUGAUGGCGUUGCAGGAGUGGACGUGGGCUGUGAAACUCCCGAGGGAAUGGCAGAGCAUGCGCGACUGACGGCGGCAGGGUCGACAAAGUUUUACUCACGACCCAUCGAUUUCUACAUUUCUGGGGAGGCCGCAUUUCACCUUACCGCUGCAGAUUUGCAGUCAAUUCGGAAUCAGAUUGUAGUUUUUGGAAUCUUUGAAUGUGUGAGCGUCCGGUCGACGUACAUGUUAUAUGAAUUUGACUUCUUCAAUGUGCUAGAGCAUAACUUGCAAGACUGUGUAGAUCUAGACGUCAGGAGAAAAGAUUACCAACGAUCCAAAAAACUUCGAAGCAUUUUUUAUACUAAUGUUACAAUUCGUACGUUAGAGAGAGACGCAUUUAGCGAUCUACCUGAUUUGCGGAUUGUGGCGUUGGAGAGAGGCAUACAAAGACACCGUGAUGCACGAUUUCGCUGGGUACCGACACCAGUUUUCGAGCAAAGCCACCGAAAUUAUCUGUUCCGACUGCAUUGUGGAUGUGAUUUUGCCUGGUUUCGUCGCUGGUGGACCGAGAACACUGCCUUGUUGCGUGACCACGUUCAAACCUUUGAGGUCUACGCUUUCAAGUUUGGUUGGGCAAACAGCGAGAUGUUCCGAGAAGACAUUUAUCUGCCGAUUGAUUGCGCUGUGGAAAUCCCCAAUGGAUCCGCUUCUGUAAAUUUUAAUCAAACAGAAUACUCGCUAAAUGAUAUUGAGUGUUGAAAGAACAUACUACGGCAAACUGGGAACUUGUGUGCCCAGUUCUGUAAUGCUCUAAUAUGAUCAGCGCCUCGGUAUCGGCAGUGCGAACAUUCUUGUAUUUUGUUUAGUGGGUACAUGGUCAUACCUUUAUCGUUUUCGUGAUGCAGUCUGACUUUUUGUGAUUAGUGUUAAGAACACAUAAUUCUGGCGG
Paramacrobiotus metropolitanus is the source of this 2283-nucleotide messenger RNA. RefSeq lists its product as uncharacterized. The coding region runs from base 282 to 2093 and encodes 603 amino acids. NCBI's taxonomy places the organism in Eukaryota, Metazoa, Tardigrada, Eutardigrada, Parachela, Macrobiotidae. The transcript has 3 exons. The record is from RefSeq and is a predicted model, not a curated record.